Coccomyxa subellipsoidea C-169 is the source of this 4473-nucleotide messenger RNA. Its product is annotated as P-loop containing nucleoside triphosphate hydrolase protein. The transcript has 28 exons. Gene Ontology annotation, biological process: telomere maintenance via telomerase; telomere maintenance via recombination; chromosome organization involved in meiotic cell cycle. The record is from RefSeq and is a predicted model, not a curated record. Lineage: Eukaryota; Viridiplantae; Chlorophyta; Trebouxiophyceae; Coccomyxaceae. Gene Ontology annotation, cellular component: condensed nuclear chromosome; Mre11 complex. Gene Ontology annotation, molecular function: ATP hydrolysis activity; G-quadruplex DNA binding; double-stranded telomeric DNA binding. The coding region runs from base 178 to 4473 and encodes 1431 amino acids.
GGAUACAUUACUUGCAAGACAGAUUGGGGACAUUCAGUCCCGCAGAUCUGCCGAUUCUUGAGGCAAGCUGAAAGGCAAGGUCCAUAGCAGGUGCAGAACAACAUAAAAGGCCUCUAGAUUAGCAAAGCGUUAUAGACAUUCUGCACAAUACCUUUGAGAGAGACAUCUAAGGUCCCAAUGAAGUUGAUCAUCUUCGGUGCAACGGGGAAUGUGGGUCAGACCAUCGCGAAAGCAGCCGUCCAGGAUAAGCAAGAUGUCACAUUAUUUGUGAGGAACAAGAAGAAAUUGGAAGGGCUCCUCCCGUCUGAGAUUCUCAGUCAAUGCAGGGUCAUAGAGGGAGAUGCCAUGGAUGGCGCUGCAGUGAGACAAGCAGUGCGCGGCCAUUCUGUUGCCAUAAAUGCAGCUGGGCACGCAAAGGACGGCCAACAAUUUCAUCUUCUCUUCAAGGGGAUUGUUGAGGCAGUGGCAGAGUGUUUGGAGCCUCCAAAGAAACUGUGGAUGCUGGGUGGUGUCACAGCUUUGGACGUGCCAGGCUCAUCAGACAAACUCAAGUCCUUCAAUGAUUUGCCAAUGCUGUACCGAACGCCGUACAGGAUACACACAGAGAAUUAUGGAGAGCUGCUCUCUGACAAGGCCGCAGGGCUGGACUGGUCGCUGAUCUGCCCAGGUGUCCUCUAUGAAGCAGACAAGAAGCCGGCCAAUGCACCUGCCGGGGCCCUGCACACAUUCACCGAGGAGGCUGAGGUAUCGCUGCCACACUGGGCUCUCAGCAAGUGGUGUCCCAGGAUUGUCAUCAGCCUGCUGACCAUCCAACAGAUUGGAACCUUCACGAUGCUCAUCAAGGGCAUCAGGAGCUUCAGCCCCGACAAUCAGCACGUCAUAGAAUUCUAUAAACCUCUUACGCUCAUCGUUGGGCACAAUGGUGCUGGAAAAACGAUCGCUGGGGAGAAUGAAGUCAAGGCACAGAUCAAGCUGCGUUUCAAGACAGCAACUGGGCAGCCUGUGGUGAUCAUUAGAGCGUUUCAGCUGACGCAGAAAAAGACCGCCUUGCAAUUCAAGGCGCUGGACCAGACUCUGCAGACAAUAAACCGUGACACCAACAAGAAGGAAGCUCUGUCCUAUCGGUGUGCAGACAUGGACCGCAUAGUCCCCUCCUUGAUGGGCGUAUCAAAGGCGAUCUUGGAAAAUGUCAUCUUCGUGCACCAAGAAGACUCAAAUUGGCCGCUGGCAGAAGGGCAGAUCUUGAAGAAGAGGUUUGACGACAUAUUUGCAGCCACAAAGUACACCAAGGCACUGGAGGCACUCAGGAAGUUGAGGACAGAGAAGAUGGCAGAUGUGAAGGAAUUCAAGCUGCGGCUGGAGAACCUGCGCACGCACAAGGACAACGCUGCGAGGCUGCGGCGGGAUGUGGAGGAAGGAGAGGCGCAGGAGCGGAAGCUGCUGGAUCACAUCCGUGCCAUUGACGAGCAGCUGACCCAGCUGCAACAGGUGAUGGAUGGGUUGGACAGUCAGCUUGUCCGCAUUGCCGACUGCGCAGAUGAGGAACGAGAUAUUAAAACGCGGCUUGAGGUCACAGCGAGGACAAACGCUGAGACACGGGCUAGGCUGGCAGCUGCAUAUGGCGAGGAGGAUCUCAAGUCAUCCUUGGAAGAGCUGGAGGAGUUUGCCAAGACAUUGGAGCCCACAACGCGCGACAGCCGCAACAAGCUGCGCACACGAGAAGUGGACCUGCAGGGUGCAAGGAUGAAUGUGGAGGCAGAGCGUGAGCAGCAUGAGAGAGCCAUGCAGAAGCUGAGCCGCCUGACAGCCGGCGCGGAGGCACACAGCCGCAACGUGGCUGACAGAGACCGCUUCAUCCGAGAACUCGCCAUGCGCAACGGCAUUAUGCAGCUCCCUGCCAACGGCCCCCUGACACCUGGCCAUGUUGCCGCGAUGAAGCUGGCGAUGCAGGACUUCGAGGCGAAGCUCACGCAGGAGCUGCAGCAGCUGAAGGCGGCCAAUGCCGGCAGGGAUGAUGAGAUGGGGCGCCAGGUGGACGGCGUGACCACCCAGCUGGCAGGCGCGCGCGAGGGCGUGCGGUCCAAGCAGGAUUUCAUCCGCACCAGCGAGACCACCAUCUCCCGCUUGCAGGCCGAGAUAUCGAGCGGCGGGCAGCGGGCGGUGAGCAGGGCAAUGCUGGAGGAGGUGAAGGAGAGGGAACACCAAGCAGAGGCCCAGGUGUCCGCCAGGCAGGCCGCUCUGGACAAGGCCGGUCUGGACAAGGACAUACAGCGCCUGUCCGCCGAACUGACCAAGCUGCAGGGGAAGACGUCUGGCUUGAGACAGGAGAGGGAGCGGCUUGCAGUGGAAGCUGACAAGGGGACCAGGCUGCGCAUGCGCCGCCAGGAUGUAAAUGCCAAGGAGGCAGAGCUCGACGUGCUCAUCCAGAGCCACAAGAGCAGGCUGGAAACCUUCCUCAAGUGCCGAGGCAGAGGUCUGCCACAGCCUCAGGAGUUGAAGGCAGCAGCCGAGGUGGCGCUGCAGCACCUGAAGCAGGAUAAUGUGGAAGACAGCGCGUUCGUGGACACAAUGGCAAAGGAGGAGCGGCAGCACAAGGACACCAGCACCAAGGCUGCCCGCGUCACCGCCCUCAGCGUCAACAUCGUGCACUUCAAGAAGACGGCCGACGACCAAUUCAGGGAGAUUCCGGCUAUGACGGCGCAGUUUGACAGGGAGCUGGCCGAUGUGGGUGCGCGGCUUCAGGCGCUGCGCGAGCUGCAGCCGACGUCGGUGCGCUGUCAGGCGCUGUCCCAGGGAGACAUCCCCCAGCUGCGUCACCGCCUGCAGGAGCUGGAGGCCACCGCAGAGCACGGCGCAGACACCCUGGAACACGCCAGCGCAGACUCCGCCGAAGCGCAGCACGCCUUCCAGGAAGCGCAGAAGCUGCAUGCAGAGGUGGUGUGGCAGAUCGACAGGCUGGCAGUGGAGCUGGCGGAGGCUCAGAGGGACGUGGCGCAGCUGACGGCGCAGGCGCGGUCCAGCGGAUUCGCGCGCACCGUCGGUGAUGUGGACACUGACAUGGAGGCCCUGGAGAACCAGCGUACCGCCCUCGAGCGCGAAAAGGACACCGCCAUGCGCAAGCUGGAGCGCCUCAGGAAUGAGGUGAACAGCGCGACGCACGAAUGGCACCAGGUGCGGGAGGAGGCCAUGCGCAAGGUGGCGGCGGCGGAGCGGCGUGCGCAGCUGGACGCGCAGGUGAAGGACCUGGAGACGCAGAUCGCGGCCGCCGGGCGCCAGAUCGAGGAGCUGCGCCGCCAGAUGCAGCCGCUGGAAGCCGAGCGUGCGCAGCGCACCAAGGAGCGGGGCGAGCAGCGCACAGCUGCCAGGGCGAGGGAAGCUGAGGCCGAGGGCCGGCUGCGCGAGGCGAAUGCAGCUGCGUCAGAGCUGCGCGCGAAGCUGCGGCCGGUGGAAGAGUACGCGUCCUCUGACAAGGAGGAGCAGCUGAAGCGGGCUGGCGCUGGGAUGGAGGCCAGCAAGCAGCGGAUGGAGGCCAAUGCUGAGCGUGUCAAGGCCAUCAGCGAGGAGAUUGGGAGGCUGCAGGCGGAUGUCAAGGGCCAUGAUGACUUGAAGCGCCAGUUGGACGAGUGCAUGGCCUACCAGAAGAAUCUCAUCAUAGAGAAGGAGCUGCAAGCCCGCCACGCCAAGGUGACAGCCGACAUGGGCAAUCUGGGUGAUCAUGAGAAGAUCAAGGAUGAGCACGACCAGCUUGAGGCAAAGAAGAAAGAAUUCUGCCGGGACCAGGACAUGGCGCGGGGGAGUCUGGGGACAGUGCGGGAAGGAUUGAAGCGGGCCAGGGAGAACCUGUCUGCCAAGGAGUACCGCGACAUUGACAACAGGCACCGCAAGCAGCUCAUAGAGCUGAAGACCACCGAGAUGGCCGCCUCCGACCUGGACAAGUACCACAAGGCGCUGGAGAAGGCGCUGCUGGCGUUCCACACGGCGAAGAUGGCGGACAUAAACAAGAUCGUGAAGGAGCUGUGGCAGAAGACGUACCGCAACCAGGACAUCGACUACAUCCAGAUCGCGGCCGACGCCGACCAUGGGGCCGCACGCUCCUACAACUACCGCGUCACCAUGGUCGCAGGCGGCGCCGAACUCGACAUGCGCGGCCGCUGCUCCGCCGGCCAAAAGGUGCUGGCGUGCCUGAUAAUCCGGCUGGCGCUGGCGGAGACGUUCUGCCUCAACUGCGGCAUCCUGGCGCUGGACGAGCCCACCACCAACCUGGACGAGGCCAACUCGGCCUCCCUGGCCGACGCCCUGCGCCAGAUCAUGGCCCAGCGUGCCGCCCAGGCCAACUUCCAGCUCGUGGUCAUCACCCACGACGAGAGGUUUGCAAACAUGAUUGGGACGCGCGAGCACACGGAGUUCAUGUGGCGGAUCACCAAGGACCAAGACCAGCACAGCCACAUUGCUCAGGAGCCCCUUCUGGAAUGA